GGGCGUCGCCAGGUCACACUUAACGGCUUGGAUAAGGGACAUAAUACGUGGUGCCAUGCAGGUCGUGGCGAACGAGGAGCGCGCGGGGCGCUACCUGAGCGCGGCCGCGGCAACGGGCGACGUGCGCGCGCUGCGGAGGCUGUUGGAGGAGCGCCGCGUGCACCCGGACACGGCCAACGAGUUCGGCAAGACCGCCCUCCAGGUGAUGAUGAUGGGCAGCACCGGUGUGGCCCUCCUGCUACUGCAGCACGGCGCCAACGCCAACGUGCAGGACGGUCAAGGGGUAACCCCGGUGCAUGAUGCUGCCCGCACGGGCUUUGUCCACACCCUGCGUGCCCUUGUGGACUUCGGAGCGUCCGUCAACGUAGCGGACUGCUCCGGCGCCCUGCCCAUUCACAUUGCCCUGCGGGAGGGCCACUGGGACGUGGUGGAGUUCCUGGCGCCGCUCUCUGACCUGAGGCACCGCGAUGCCUGUGGACGCAGCGCCCUGGACGUGGCCCACAGCGCAGGCUCCGGAGAUAUGGUGGCGCUCCUGGAACACCAUCUGAAGUCCAGCUAG
Messenger RNA from Scleropages formosus (Asian bonytongue), 559 nucleotides. It is a transcript of the gene cdkn2d, whose product is annotated as cyclin-dependent kinase inhibitor 2D (p19, inhibits CDK4). The record is from RefSeq and is a predicted model, not a curated record. Gene Ontology annotation, cellular component: nucleus. NCBI's taxonomy places the organism in Eukaryota, Metazoa, Chordata, Actinopteri, Osteoglossiformes, Osteoglossidae. Gene Ontology annotation, molecular function: protein binding. The transcript is spliced from 3 exons. The coding region runs from base 56 to 559 and encodes 167 amino acids.